CGUCCCAGAAGUCCCGGGAGUCUGGCGCCCGCCCCGCCCCUUUCCCUUUGAAGCUCUUGGACAAGGAGAUACUUCUGCAGCGCAUGCGCCGAGUCCAAGGAACGCGAGUUGUGGAGCAAGGCAGGCAGAUUGCGCGUGCGCAGUCGACACAGGGCGUUAGAAGAAGAAAAUGGACCCCGCUCAAUGACCCAGGCAUUGCGCAUGCGUCUUACUGCGGACUGAAGCCGAACCUCGAAGGACCAGGACGCUCUUCUGCACAUGCGCAGGAGGCUCAAUGACAGUCGAACGUUGGCUAAGGCUGCGGGGAAAGGGUCUGGCCAUGCUGCAUGUGACCCGAGGGGUCUGGGGAUCCAGGGUCCGAGUAUGGCCCCUGUUGCCCGCGCUCCUCGGCCACACCCGGGCCCUGUCAUCGCUGGCGGCCAAGAUGGGGGAGUACCGCAAGAUGUGGAACCCCACGGAGCCCCGCGACUGGGCCCAGCAGUACCGCGAGCGGUUCAUCCCGUUCUCCAAAGAGCAGCUGCUCCGCCUCCUGAUAAAGGAGUUCCAUUCCAGUCCUGCGGAGAAGGCGGCUUUGGAGGAGUUCGUGACCCAUGUGAACUUUUGCACCUUGUUCCACUACCAUCACAUCCUGGCCCAGCUGCAGGCCUUGUAUGACCCCAUCAACCCUGACAGGGACACCCUUGACCAGCCUUCACUUACAGACCCCCAGCGUCUGUCCAAUGAACAGGAGGUGCUUCGGGCUCUGGAGCCCCUGCUGGCCCAGGCCAACUUCUCCCCGCUCUCAGAGGACACCCUGGCCUACGCUCUGGUGGUCCAUCACCCUCAGGAUGAGGUCCAGGUGACGAUAAAUUUGGACCAGUAUAUCUACAUGCAGUUCUGGGCCCUGGGCCAGCGAGUCGGGCAGAUGCCCCGUAAGUCCAGCGUGGGCUCCAAGCGUGGCUUCUUCAGGUCGCCCCCUGCAGAGAGGAGAUACUUUAAGCGGGUGGUGCUAGCAGCCCGAACGAAGCGGGGGCACUUGGUGCUGAAGAGCUUCAAGGACAUGCCGUUGGAGGGCCUGGAGCAGCUGCUGCCCGAGCUGAAGGUGCGCACGCCCACCCUACAGCGGGCCCUGCUCAAUGUCACAUUGGUCGUCUCGGGCGUGGUGUUCUUCGUCAACGUGGGCAUGGUGGUGCUCUCCGACCUCAAGAUGGCCACCUCCCUGCUGCUGCUGCUCUUCACUGCCUUCAUGGGCCUGCGGGCCGCCAAGAUGUUCGGACAGCGGCGCAGCGUGCAGGCGCUGGAGCUGGCGCACAUGCUCUACUACCGCAGCACGUCCAACAACUCGGAGCUGCUCAGCGCCCUGGCCCUGCGCGCGCAGGACGAGCACACCAAGGAGGCGCUGCUGGCGCACAGCUUCCUGGCCCGGCGGCCCCGGGGGGCGCGGGGCCAGCCGGAAGAGACCUGCCAGUGGCUCCAGUCGGAGGUGGAGAACUGGCUUCUAGCCCAGUCAGGCUGUGACGUGGCCUUCAACGGCACUCGGGCCCUGGCCCACCUGCAAGCCCUGACCCCCAGCAUCGGGAUGUACCCGCCCCCGGGUUUCCCCAAACUAGACCUGUUGGCUACUAUCACUUCCCCCAAGGCCGCACCACCCAGCACUGACGACCCCUUAUAGAAACCUCUCUGUCCCGCCCCGCCCAGCCAGCAGGUUGGGAACUAAGCUCCGCCUCCUCCUCGACAAGCCGUCAAUCACGGCUAUGAUGCUUCAACACUCCACAACUUCCAGUUACUUAUUACUACUUAACGUUACUCUGUUUUCUUAAACAAAGUCGCCCAUCAAGGCAGCCAGCUGUUGCUAGGCCCCCUCUUCGGAUGAACAGCCAAUCAAAGCUUUUUGGCUCUGCUUUUGUUCCAUCUUGGUCCCCCGCCCCGCCCCCCCCCACCGUAAACAUUUAAACGUGGUGCCAGCCAAUCACAGCUGUGCAACGCUACAAACCACCAGGCAGAGUUGUUAAACUGUGCCCUCUCGAGGCUAUAUAUCACUGUCUUUUUAGCCUGUACCGGGCAAACUGCCCAUCGUGUUCACCGAGGCAGAGCUCCAGCCCACGUCCAAUGAGAGCCUUUUAGCCCGGUUCUCUGGCAAACCGCCAAUGACAGCUGUUGGGCACAACCAACCUUGGGCAGCCAGUUGUCCCUGCAUGGAAGCAACCAAUCAGAAUUUUUAGAGAAGACCUGAUCUUUCUAUCAAUUGCAGCUACUUAUAAGGCAGGCCAUUUGGUCAACUGUCGAUCAGCUUGUCCAGGCUGAAGGGGUUGGGAGCCUUGUGCCAGGCAGAAGGCUGGGCCAGGAGGAACCAGAAACUAUCCUCACCCCAAGGCUCACGUCCACUCAGGCCCCAACAACAAAACUCAGGUGCCUUCCCUGCCCAGGUCCCUCACCCUUUCUACAGAAACUACCUCAGCCUGGAUCUUGCCUCCACCAGUGGCCUGUGCAAUAUUUAUUGGUCUAUCAAUUUCUCCCCUGUCCCCUCUCCCAAAGGAAUAAAUCAUGUUUCAUAAA
Molecule: messenger RNA, 2535 nt
Organism: Balaenoptera ricei (Rice's whale)
Lineage: Eukaryota; Metazoa; Chordata; Mammalia; Artiodactyla; Balaenopteridae
Gene: TMEM143
Product: transmembrane protein 143
Exons: 8
Coding region: 275-1651 (458 amino acids)
Cellular component (GO): mitochondrion
Source: RefSeq, a predicted model, not a curated record